This is a messenger RNA of Vitis vinifera (wine grape), 2397 nucleotides long. RefSeq names its product nuclear poly(A) polymerase 3. Gene Ontology annotation, cellular component: nucleus. The record is from RefSeq and is a predicted model, not a curated record. The transcript is spliced from 10 exons. Gene Ontology annotation, molecular function: poly(A) RNA polymerase activity; RNA binding. NCBI's taxonomy places the organism in Eukaryota, Viridiplantae, Streptophyta, Magnoliopsida, Vitales, Vitaceae. Bases 364 to 2055 code for a protein of 563 amino acids.
AAAAAACUAACGCCGCCCUUCUUGGAAGGUCCGAAGUCAGGCAAAUCGGAGAGACACUUGGCAACGCGACGAGACGCCACGUUUAAUAUUACAUAUUAGGGGCAACCACGCCACCUAGCUCAGUGUCUCCCUCUCGAUUCUUGGCACCCGUUAUGAGUUCAAAAAGCAAAGCCACUGGAACAUUCGAUCGAAUGAAAUAGUUAAACCUCUCUCCGUUUCGAUUAGGGUUUUGUCUCCUCUCUGCCGCCGCGCGAAUCCGAUCCGGAGCUCUUCUAUUCCGGUACGCUCGAGAGCUCUUCGAUUCGGUUAAUGAAACCUCGAUUCUGUCUGGCUUCAAUCCAUCCGAGAUUUUGAGUGGUGUGCAUGGCACAUGCUCACCGGAGUCAGAACAGUGUUGCUCUGGUUCAUUCACAGCCGUUGAUACAUCCUCAACCUCCAGUCGUGAACGCUCCGGUCGGCUUUGUUCCGAGACCGGUCGGCGUGAUAAACCCUAGCUUCGGUCCUGUGCCGCCUUUUGAUCCCGCGAGUUUACCGCAACCUGGAUUUGUUUUGAAUCCGGCGGUGUUGGUCCGAAUGGAACAUCGCAGGUCAAUCUCGCUGCUUCAGUUUAUGUCAAACGAAGGGCUCAUUCCGUCCCCAGAGGAGGAGUUGAAGAGGAAAAAUGUAAUUGAGAAGCUCAAAGAGAUAGUGUUGACAUGGGUUAAGAGGGUUGCUUGGCAACGUCAACGCCCAAAACAACAAAUUGCAGUUACUUCUGCAACGAUUUUAACUUAUGGCUCGUAUGGCCUUGGAGUUCAUGGGCCAGAAUCAGACAUUGAUGCUCUAUGUGUUGGCCCUUUCUUUGCUUCCAUGGCUGAUGAUUUUUUUAUUGUUCUGCGCAACAUGCUUGAAAGUAGACCAGAAGUCUCAGAGAUCCAUUGUGUCAAAGAUGCCAAAGUUCCUCUAAUGCGGUUCAAAUUUGAUGGAAUAUCCGUUGAUCUUCCAUAUGCUCAGCUUAAACUAUUAUAUGUUCCUGAAAAUUUGAAUGUACUCAACCCAUAUUUUCUAAGGAAUAUCGACGAAACAAGUUGGAAAAGCUUGUCCGGAGUACGAGCCAAUGAAUGCAUUCUUCAGCUUGUUCCAAAUGUGGAGAAUUUUCAAUCAAUACUUCGAUGUAUUAAAUUAUGGGCGAAAAGGCGAGGGGUGUAUGGUAACUUAUUUGGGUAUUUUGGUGGAGUCCAUUUGGCCAUUCUUGCUGCUUUUGUUUGUCAAAAGAAUCCACAUGCCAACUUAAAUGUUCUAAUGUCAAGCUUUUUUAAGACUUUCUCCGGCUGGCCUUGGCCUACACCAGUAGCAUUGGAAGAUGGAAGACUACCAACUGGAGGCACCAGAGAAACACGUGCAUUAAUGCCCAUUCAAUUACCAUGUAGCCCUUAUGGAUAUUGCCAUUCAAACAUCACGAAAAGCACAUUUUACAGGAUCACGACAGAGCUUACCCUAGGGCAUGCUCUGACUCGGGAUCUCCUAAGGCUAGACUUUGACUGGAAUGACAUAUUUGAGCCUUUUUGUUACUCCAAGAAAUAUUCGCGAUUUAUAAAAAUUUACCUGUCGUCUUCUAAUCAAGAUGAAUUAGGGGAUUGGGUGGGUUGGGUAAAGUCACGCUUUCGCUUCCUUCUUGCAAAGGUGGAGGAGGUACAGGGUCUGUGUGACCCCAACCCAACAGAGUUCAUUGAUCCUGAUGCAGGAGGGCCAAAUGUUGUGUUUUUCUGGGGCGUACAACCUGGUAGGAUAAAUUUUUCGGACAUAGAUGUUGUGGAGGAUGACUUCAUGCAAAACAUUAAUAACGGUGGCUAUCAAGGCCCUCCUGGAAAGAUGAAUUUGUCUGUCAUUCCUACUUCUCAGCUGCCUGGUUAUGCUCAGCUGGAUACUGGAAGUAGGAACAGGACAAAAGCAUGCUGGAGGAUGUUUAAUUAUCAUCAACCAAGGGUCCCGGUGUUCUCGCAGCAUCUGCCUCUGUACUUUGUAGGGUAUGCAGCAACCGAUAAGGAUGCUAAGCGCCUGGAUGCUUGGAGCUAGGCUUCUCUUAAGAUGAUCACCUCUGUUUUCUGGUAACGGUCCUUUUUUUGUUUCUUUUUUCCUUUCUUAUUUUCUGGUUGGCCCGGCACUGAAUUUUGAUUUUCUUGGGUACACAGUUUUUUUUUUAUAUGAUUUAUCUUUACUGGAAGAAGGUAUACGAUGAUAUGGAAUGGGGUAAAGUUUUUUAUUCAACAGUAAAAGGGUGAGACUGUACAAAUUAAAGAUAGAGGUGGUGGUGUAUAGGACUUGUAAAUUUCUCUGUAUACCUCUCAUAAAUAUCUUUUGUAACUCUAUACCUUGGGAAAGAAUUUUAUAUUUAAUCAUACAUUUUUGUUUGUGGAA